GCAUACUUUUUGUCAAAAAAAAUGAAAAAAAUAGGACAAAUGGGCAAAGAAGUCUCCCAACAACAGCAACACUUCUUUUCUUCUUUAACAACCCUCCCAAGACCACCUUAGCUUCACCCUCUUGUUUCUCAAGAGUUCAUUCAUCUCUCCGCCAUGGCCCUGCAAGAAAAAAAGAACUCCCUGCAUUUAUGCAACGAAUGGGUAUUUCGGGAUGUUCCUAGUGACAUUACAGUAGAAGUUGAUGGUGCCAUCUUCUCACUACACAAGUUUCCAUUGGUGUCGAAGAGCGGGACGAUACGAAAACUGGUAACAGACCAGAGGGAUUCAUCAGACACAUCGAGAAUUGAGCUGGUGAACUUACCUGGCGGAGCUGAGUACUUUGAACUGGCGGCAAAGUUCUGCUACGGCGUCAACUUCGAGAUAACCCCGUCAAACGUGGCCCACCUCUGCUGCGUCUCGGAGUACCUACAGAUGACGGACGCGUACUCGAGCGGCAGCCUGUCGUCCCGAGCCCACGAGUACCUCGAGUGCGCCGUUUACCGGAGCCUCGAGAUGUGCGUGGAGGUUCUCCGGCAGUGCGAGAGCCUCCUCCCGCUAGCGGACGACCUCGGGGUGGUCCCGCGCUGCGUCGACGCCAUAGCCUCGAAGGCGUGCGCCGAGCAGAUCGCCUCGAGUUUCUCGAGGCUCGAGUACAGCGGGUCGGGUCGGCUCAACAUGACCCGACCCGCCAGCUCCGAGGGGGACUGGUGGAUCGAGGACCUCUCGGCACUCCGUGUCGAUUUCUACCAAAGAGUGGUAUCGGCCAUGAAGUGCCGUGGGGUCCGGCCCGAGAGCAUCGCGGCGUCUUUGAUGAGCUACGCGCAUAGAGAGCUCGACAAGAAGAGCCCGAGCGAGCACGAGAGGCUCGUCGUGGAGGCGAUCGUCGAGCUAAUGCCGGACGAGAAAUGUGCGGUCCCCAUCGGGUUUCUCUUCGGGCUGCUGAGGAGCGGGGUGGUGCUCGAUUGCGCCGCGGCAUGCCGGUUUGACCUUGAGAGAAGGAUUGGGUCUGUCCUGGACAUGGCCAGCCUGGAUGAUCUGUUGAUCCCUUCCUUUCGCCACGCUGGCGACACGCUGUUCGAGGUCGACACUGUUCAUAGGAUUUUGGUCAGUUUCUCCCACCAGCGGCGCGACGGCGACCAGAGCGAUGAUGAGGACGAAGAAGAUUUGGACGGCAGGUCGUCGUCGGCCGUCUUUGAUGAGUCUGACACUCCCCUCUCUUUGCCCUCCCAGACCUCACUCUCCAAAGUCUCCAAACUUGUGGACAGUUACCUUGCAGAGAUUGCACCAGAUGCCAACUUGAAGCUCAGCAAGUUCAUAGCCAUAGCAGAAACUUUACCGACACAUGCUCGGACCCUCCACGAUGGUCUCUAUCGAGCCAUCGAUGUUUAUCUCAAGGCUCACCAAGGGCUAUCAGAUCAAGACAAGAGGAGACUGUGCCAGAUGUUAGAUUUCCAAAAGCUGUCGCCUGAAGCCGGGGCCCACGCCGCGCAAAACGAGCGCCUCCCGCUCCAAUCCAUCGUCCAAGUGCUUUACUUCGAGCAGUUGAGGCUGCGGAACUCCGUGUUUAGCCCGUACCCGGAUGACGAUCCAAAGCAGCCGCACCAGUCAUGGAACAUCAAUGGGGGAGCUCUCAGUGCUGCAAUGCUGUCACCCAAGGACAACUAUGCUUCCCUCAGGAGGGAAAACAGGGAGUUGAAGCUUGAGCUGGCGAGGAUGAGGAUGAGACUGAAUGAUCUGGAGAAGGAGCAUGUUUUCAUGAAGAGGAAUAUGGGGAAGUCGAACUCCGGGCAAUUCGUGAGUUCGCUUUCCAAAAAGAUUGGUAGAAUCAACCUUUUUGGACUCAGUUCUUCGCGGGGAUCGACUUCUCCUUUGAAGCUGUCGCAGAGAACUGAUUCCAAGCAAAGGGUGUGAGUGGUGAAAUCCAUGUAUAAACAUUAGCGAUUGUAUGUAAAUUGUGUAGAAUUGUGAGUUUGGCAGGAGUGCGUUUGGAUGAAAUGAAUGUGCCAAAUAGAAAAACAAUGUGCUUGGUAACAUUCAUUUCAGCCAAAUAUGAAAGUCAAAUGGAACAUAAAACUGUUCCAGCUUGCUCUCCCAUUUACCUUGUUAUAGUUCAUGUGCUGUAUAUUGGUUGGCAGAUAUUUGCAUUUAGCAAUUGCAAUGUCCCUUUUGAUGUAUUUAUAGAUUAUAGAUGUUUUGCAAUUCAGUAAAUGUGGUGUUCUUUAAGAAAAACAAAGGUCAUGU
Messenger RNA from Cuscuta campestris, 2280 nucleotides. NCBI's taxonomy places the organism in Eukaryota, Viridiplantae, Streptophyta, Magnoliopsida, Solanales, Convolvulaceae. The record is from the annotation of a GenBank genome assembly.